AUGGGUUCUUAUCAUAUCAGAACGACGGAGUACUCAAGUGUCAGUAACAUGGCGUCGCAUAAGAUACAUGUAUGCGGGCAGCCCGCAUGCAGGGGAGCCUGGUUCCAUGUGAGAUGA
Molecule: messenger RNA, 117 nt
Organism: Penicillium digitatum Pd1
Lineage: Eukaryota; Fungi; Ascomycota; Eurotiomycetes; Eurotiales; Aspergillaceae
Source: RefSeq, a predicted model, not a curated record